Danio aesculapii is the source of this 2222-nucleotide messenger RNA. Its product is annotated as multidrug resistance-associated protein 1-like. Gene Ontology annotation, molecular function: ATP binding; ABC-type transporter activity. Gene Ontology annotation, cellular component: membrane. Gene Ontology annotation, biological process: transmembrane transport. The record is from RefSeq and is a predicted model, not a curated record. NCBI's taxonomy places the organism in Eukaryota, Metazoa, Chordata, Actinopteri, Cypriniformes, Danionidae.
CAGUGUAGACUGUACCGAGGCAAAGUAAGUAGCCGUACACGUCAUCCGCGCUCCCGUGGGAGGAGGGUUAGGAACCUGGAGCUCAACUAAUAACAGAUUAUCCUCCAUCCGUCGAUGCAGCGUGUGUGUUUGGUCCAUGAUCGUGUGUGUGAAGAAGAAGAAGAAGAAGAAGAAGAAGAAGGAACGCUCCGCAGCAGCAGCGAGCCGCCGCCACAUCCUCCCCGCCUGAAGAAGAGCCGCGCCGGGCGAUGGAGCACCUCUGCGGCCCCAACAAUCCCUUCUGGGAACUGAACCUGACGCUGUACGGGCAGCAGCCGGAUCUGCCAGAAUGUUUCCAGAUGUCAGUUUUACCGUGGGCUCCGUGUGUUUACCUGUGGGCUGCAGCGCCGCUCUACAUCCUACACCUGAGGAGGAACAACCGCGGAUACAUCAUGAUGUCCAUCCUCAACAGAAUCAAGACGGUUCUGGGCCUGAUUCUGUGGAUCGUCUGCUGGACGGAUCUGUUUUCAGCGUUUCACCAGAUGAAUCAGGGUGUUAAUAAUCCUCCCAUAUAUUUCGUCACUCCUUUAAUAGUUGGCAUGACCAUGCUUUUAGCCACUUUCCUGAUCCAGUUUGAGCGUCUGAAAGGAGUGCAGUCGUCUGGUGUGCUCUUCAUUUUCUGGACACUUUCUGUUGUUUUCGCCAUCGUGCCGUUCCGCUCCAAAAUCAUGCAUGCAAACAGACAGAAGGAGGUCAAAGACAAGCUGAGGUUCACCACGUUCUACAUUUACUUCAGUUUUACCCUGCUUGAACUCAUCCUGUCCUGCUUCAAUGAAAAGCCUCCUCUAUUCUCCAGCGCCGUCACGGACCCUAACGCGUGUCCAGAAACCAGCGCUGGAUUCCUCUCCAGAAUGACCUUCUGGUGGUUCACCAGAAUGGCCAUCAAAGGCUUCAAAUCCCCGCUGGAGAAUAAAGACCUGUGGUCCCUGAACAAGAAUGACAGUUCAGAGUUGGUGGUUCCUGGUCUGCUCAAUCAGUGGGAGGUGGAGAAAUCCAAAGCUCACAGCAGCGAUGAUCAGAAUGUCAAGGAGCAGGUCACGUUUACCAAACCCGGCUCAGGAGCUGAAAGCAACCAUGUGAAUGAGAGUCCGGAGGAGGCUGAGGUUCUGCUGUCCAAACAGCAACAACAGUCCCGACAGCCUUCGUUCCUGUGGGCCCUGCUGAGAGCCUUCGGGCCCUACUUCCUCAUCGGCUCCGCUUUCAAACUCCUGCAGGAUCUCAUUACCUUCAUCAACCCUCAGCUGCUCAGGAUGUUGAUAGCGUUCACCAAGCAGUCAGGUGUCCCAUCGUGGUGGGGUUACGCUCUGGCGUUUCUGAUGUUCGGCACGUCUCUCCUGCAGACGCUCAUUCUGCAUCAACACUUUCAGUACUGCUUCGUCACGGGCAUGAGGCUGCGCACAGGCAUCAUCGGAGCCAUUUACAGGAAGGCUCUGGUGAUCACGAACGAGGCCAAGCGCUCCUCUACCGUGGGCGAGGUGGUCAAUCUGAUGUCCGUAGAUGCGCAGCGCUUCAUGGAUCUCACCACCUUCCUCAACAUGCUGUGGUCGGCGCCGCUGCAGAUCUUCCUGGCGCUCUUCUUCCUCUGGCAGAAUCUGGGUCCGUCAGUUCUGGCUGGUGUGGCUGUCAUGGUCUUGCUGAUCCCCUUCAAUGCUUUCAUUGCCAUGAAGACCAGAACAUACCAGGUGGAGCAGAUGAAGUAUAAAGACGACCGCAUUAAACUGAUGAACGAGAUCCUGAAUGGCAUUAAGGUGUUGAAGCUGUACGCCUGGGAGCCGUCCUUCAGGGACAAGAUCCUGCAGAUCCGGCAGAAGGAGCUGCACGUGCUGAGGACGGCGUAUCUCAGUGCUCUGUCCACCAUGGCCUGGACCAGCGCUCCAUUCCUGGUGGCGUUGACCUCAUUCGCAGUGUUCGUGAAUGUGGAUGAGAAAAACGUGCUGGAUGCAGAAAAGGCCUUUGUGUCGCUGUCUCUGUUCAACAUCCUGAGGUUUCCAUUGAACAUGCUUCCUCAGGUCAUCAGCAGCAUCGUACAGGAACUGAACCUGACGCUGUACGGGCAGCAGCCGGAUCUGCCAGAAUGUUUCCAGAUGUCAGUUUUACCGUGGGGCUCCGUGUGUUUACCUGUGGGCUGCAGCGCCGCUCUACAUCCUACACCUGAGGAGGAAACAACCGCGGAUACAUCAUGA